GACUGCCUCUGGGCCCUCUGGCAAGAUUGGUCUGCCUGCUCCAAGUCCUGCGGUGGUGGCGAGAAGCAGCGCUCCAGAAGCAUCGCCAUCGAAGCGUCCCGGGGCGGCGCGGGUUGCGAGGGUGUCUUCGAGGACUUUGAGCUCUGUGACCAGGAGCUUUGCCCGACCUUUGGGCAAGACUGCGAGUUCGGGCCGUGGACGCCCUGGUCCGACUGCUCGGCCACGUGCCACGGCCACCACAAGCGGGCACGCAACAUCGCGGUGCGGAAGCAGCUCGGUGGGAAGCCCUGCAGGGGGAGCUUGGAGGACACGCGGCCAUGCAACGUGCACAUUAGCUGCGGUGUCAUGUCCGUGGAUUGCCGCUACUCCCAUUGGCUCCCUUGGAGCGACUGCACCAGGACUUGUGGAGGGGGUCUCCGACAUCGGCGCCGCAGCAUCGAGCAGCACGCAGAAGGGAUGGGCCGCCAGUGCGACGGCAGCUUGGAGCAG
This is a messenger RNA of Symbiodinium sp. CCMP2456, 489 nucleotides long. Lineage: Eukaryota; Dinophyceae; Suessiales; Symbiodiniaceae. The record is from the annotation of a GenBank genome assembly.